Molecule: messenger RNA, 1719 nt
Organism: Spizellomyces punctatus DAOM BR117
Lineage: Eukaryota; Fungi; Chytridiomycota; Chytridiomycetes; Spizellomycetales; Spizellomycetaceae
Exons: 4
Coding region: 1-1719 (572 amino acids)
Molecular function (GO): protein binding
Source: RefSeq, a predicted model, not a curated record
AUGGUCUCCACAACAGACUCUGCCGUAGAUCCACCUCAACAGACGGGCGCUGCACCUAAUGAGCGUAAUAGUGCUCUGGAGCCUCGACGAAAUGGUGAUACGGGCCCUCGUGAGGUGUCAGCCAAUGCUUCGUCCACGCGCAUGACCAGGAAUCGCAAGCUCCUCGCGGAAGGGAAAGAGAUUCGCAAACCACAAUACAACGUCCGUCAACUGGCUAAUGGGCACCUGUCAGGGGGGAAGAUAAAGGAAAAGCCGCGCUGGUAUAACCAGACAUAUAUUAUGUUUCUGGCCUUAAGGCAGGCUGGAGAACCAUUACCCCGUGGUGUCCUCAUUCCAAAGGCUUUGGCAUUGGACAAGGAGAUAUCUAGACAACGGGGACUUCCCCCGCUGUUUGGAGGAAAAACACCGCAAAACACCGCAAGUGGUAUCUUGACUGAGAACCGCGACAAGCUUUUCAUAUCCUUUAUACCAGAAGGAAAGAAACAUGUGCAUUUCAAACUUGCGUACGAGCCUGGAAACUUUGAGACUGCGCUGGAAGCCUACAAUAAGUGGAUGGAUGCGCUGAUUCACAAAGACUGGCCCUAUCUCUUUAGCAAACGUCGAAAGGAAUGGGAGACUACGCCGAUCAAUACAGACAAAAGCCUGGGGAUAUGCAGAAAAAAUGUGACAAUUGAAAGCCCAGCGCCUUCAGAUGUUCAGGAUGCGGCUUUGCAAAUCAACCCUCCUUGCGAUGCGGAGAGAAAGCGGAAACGAGAAGCCGAGAAGGAAAAUGAACAGCAGUCGCCUAAGAAGCAUCGAACAGAGAGUUCAGAGACGAAGAGUGUCGAAAGCGGACCGUCAUGUACCGUAGACUAUUUUGCUGAUGUUAUGAAUAGCGUGGAGAAUGCCAAAGCUCGAGCGGUCAUGGAACAGUCUCAUGCCCUUGGGCAUAAGGAUGAUGACGUUGCAUUGGAUGCGAUAUUCGAAGCGGCAGAAGACGAUGACAUUCCAACGUCCUUGGAUCAAGUGGUGGAAGUGAAGGAGUCUACUAUACCGAACGCGGGUCGUGGUCUGUUUGCUAAGCGAUUCCUUCCUGCAUGGACGUUCCUGGGAUUUUAUUUUGGGGUACCAAUGACUGAGGACGAGUUCGAUUCGUUGAAAGACGGGGUUGGGCUGGCUUCGCAUUAUGCUCACCAAUAUCGCCUAACUGUCCUGGAUGCCACCGAUGAAAAAGGGCAGCCCUACUGGAACCAUCCACGGAUCUUUUGUCCAUUUCACUUUAUGAAUGAAGAUCCUAAACGGGCCAAUAUUGUCUUUAAAGAAGGUCAUCAAGUCAAUCAAGUCCUCUGCAUGACUACCAGGGAGAUACAACCUGGUGACGAGCUGUUUGCAAAUUAUGGAAAGUCGGUUGAACGUCAUUGGCAGACCGGGGAGGAUUUACCAUCACAAGCAACCGUAGAUCGUGAUGAGGGCGAGGGAAAAUCACUCGGCACCAACGAAACCGACGCUGUCCAGACGCCCGCAACAGAUAGCUGUCAACCUUCCCAACCUGUCUUUCAACCUGAUACAACACUGCCCACAGACAUUUCCAACAUCAUCGCAACGCCGGUCCUAAGUGACUCUGACGACGAACAUAACCCGGUAAAACCUGGUCGAGAAAUAUCCUCUCAAGUUCCAACGGGAAAUGCCCACUGGCCAAGUCCGGAGCCGACCGAUUUAUCAAGUGAGAUCGAUGUAUGA